Molecule: messenger RNA, 1685 nt
Organism: Linum trigynum
Lineage: Eukaryota; Viridiplantae; Streptophyta; Magnoliopsida; Malpighiales; Linaceae
Source: the annotation of a GenBank genome assembly
CAAAAAAAAAAAAAACAUAACUGUUGUAGAGAGUGAAGUUUCAUCGAGAGAAAGAUUUGAUCUCCUGUCCAUUGCUGCUAAUUAAUCAGUUAUAUUCAAGAUCAGAAUAUUCGAUGGUUGAAUCAAGGAGCGGCGCCACCGCCGUCGUCAGAGUCCUCGUGACGAUGACGGUGGUGGUUAUUAUGAUGACGAUGAUGAUGAGUAGUAGUACGAAAGCAGCGCCGGCGGAGUCACUGGUGAGUUACUUGCCCGGUUUCAACGGGAGUUUCCCGUCGAAGCACUACUCCGGGUACGUGAGCCUGGAGGAGGAGAAGCAUCUGUUCUACUACUUCAUCUCGUCGGAAAGGAAUCCGGCGGAAGACCCCGUCGUUUUGUGGCUCAACGGCGGGCCCGGCUGCUCCAGCUUCGACGGUUUCGUUUACGAACAUGGCCCAUUCAACUUUGAGCAAGGGCCCAAGGGAAGUCUUCCAAAGAUGCAUCUCAAUCCAUACAGCUGGUCCAAGGUCUCUAAUAUUAUCUACCUGGACUCUCCCUGUGGGGUCGGUCUUUCUUACUCUCCAAACACGUCAAAUUACUUAACCAACGACCAUAAGACCGCCCUUGAUACUCAUAACUUCCUUCUCAAGUGGUUUGAACUGUAUCCAGAAUUCCGACGCAACCCAUUUUUCAUCUCCGGGGAGUCUUAUGCUGGAGUUUAUGUCCCAACUUUGGCAGCUGAAGUUGUUAAAGGGAUAGAAUCAGGGGACAAGCCAGCCAUCAACUUCAAGGGUUACCUUGUUGGGAAUGGAGUGGUUAACGAUGGAAAUGGACUUGGUGCUGCUGUCAAUUUUGUGCACGGCAUGGCCCUCAUCUCCAACCACAUGUUUGAGGAAGCAUCGAGUGCUUGCAAUCCCGAUUUCAGUAGCAACAGCAGUAAAUGCUACCACGCUAUCGACAAACUUGGCACGGCGCUGGAUGGCCUGAAUGUUUACGACGUGCUGGAGCCAUGCUACCACGACCCAGAAGGACAGCAGCAGAGGCAAACCCAACUGCCGCCAAGCUUCCAGAAAUUGGGCCGGACCGAGAAGGCUCUCCCGGUCAGGAAGCGGAUGUUCGGUCGGGCCUGGCCGCAUUGGGCUCAACACUUCGAUAACUUCCGGCCCAACAAAACCGACAAUAAGAUGCUUCUUUGGCCCCAACUAGGACGCCUGUCUGGCGGGGUUGAUUGUAUCAAUGAUGUGGUGGCGACUGCAUGGCUGAAUGACGAAUCUGUGAGGAAAGCCCUUCACGCCGCACCAAAAUCCACAGCGGGUGAGUGGGAACUGUGCUCGGACCGAAUAGACUACGAGGGCGAUUCGGGGAGCAUGAUCCCCAUCCACCGAAACCUGACCUCCCAAGGCUAUCGAGCCCUGAUCUACAGCGGAGACCACGAUAUGUGCGUGCCGUACACCGGAACAGAAGCCUGGACUAGCUCCAUGGGUUACAACAUCACCGACGAGUGGAGGCCGUGGAUCUCCGGCGACGACCACCAAGUUGCCGGGUACCUGCAAGGAUAUGAACACAACCUCACUUUCCUCACAAUUAAGGGUGCAGGGCAUACAGUUCCGGAGUACAAGCCACAGGAGUCGUUGGAUUUCUAUACUCGAUUCCUUGACGGCAAAAGGAUAUGAUUUCAUAUACCAUUCCAAUUAAAGAUAUCAAUAAAC